ACUGAUAUGUGUCGGAGCGCGUGUGUUCGUGUGUCUCUGAGUGACAUUUCUGUGGCAUUUAUGCAGUAGUUGUUGAUAGGAAGUUAUCUCUCUCUGCUCAAAGUGACUUAUAGAGUGCCCGCUCCAUGCAUGACGACUCUAAUGAUGAUUAAUGUGCCGUGCUCAGGUGUGUGUGCGCUGUGGAUGUGUGUGACAGGGCAGAGCAGACGGCCAGUGUGUACUUCUGGAUGGUUUUUUUUACCAUGCAGAUGUGUGUGAACAUGUGGCGGACAGUUGAGCUUUAAAUUGUCAUGCCCCGGGGAGUCCGCGUGUGUGCUUCUUUCAAAAUGUGACAGAGUUGGCUUUUCGCCAGCACUCUUGCUGCUGUCUGUGUUUACAUGGAUUUUAUGUGGCAAAACACAAGAAGAAGAAGAAGAAAGGAGGCGACAAAAAGCAGGACCCUCCCCCCUUUCUGGCUUUUAUUCCUCUCUUGCCCCUCUGUUUUAUCUUACAGAGAGAGAUGAUCGGAGAAGAGGAGUCUCAGUGAACAGAGUGAAGCGAUGGAGAGAUGCUCCAUCUCUCCUGUCGCACGACUGACUGGCCUCAUCUCUCUCCUCCUGGUUGCUUUGGUGACACAGCCCUCCACCUGUAACCGUGACGACAGAGAGGCCGAGGAGCAGGUGGACGCCCUGUCGGUCCAGCUGUCCGUCACCGCCCAAGUCACGCCCACCCCUCUGUGGGCGGUGGUCUGGGGUCCCACGCAGCAGCUGGAGGACGAGACCUACCACUUCCUCUCCAGCCAGGAAACCGAUCACCUGUACCUGCACGGGAACCAGCAAGAGGCCAGCACCGCCACGCCUGAGAACUGGCUUUACCCCGACGAAAGCAUGCAGCCACCACUGGAGCCCAAGAAGGGAGUGGAGGAUGGUGGGACGGAGGCAGAGGAGACAGAGCCCGAGGAAGUGGACCCACAGUUCUACGUCACCGUGACCAUCUCCUCGCUGCUCAUCCUGACAGCAGUCAUCAUUACAGCCAAACUCUGUUACGAUCGCAGCUGUUCCCAGCAUCCGCCCCCGCUUUCCCGUGGCGUAGCACCCCCCCUCUCCCUCGCUCUCCCUCGCUCCCUUGCUUCGGAGGACAGCCGGCAGACGCUGCACAGCACCUCCUCCUCCUUCACCGACAGGGAGAGGAUCCCUGUUGUGAACCUCUGAGGUGACUGUUUUUCCAUAUGGUAAACAUUUCUACGGGGCCCGAGGAGGAGCAUCAACAAGACCGGAGGGUGCGCCCGCAGCACCGUUUUUAUUUUCUCUAAACUGUGAAAUGAAUUCAGGGAUCCCAGGUAUCCAGCCAUCACAAAACACUCCUGCUUCCCUGAGGUCUAAAAAAAACAAAAAACAAAAAAAGGAACAUCUGAACUCAUCUCCCUCCUUUCCUCCGUCCGUCCUUCCUUCCUUCCUCCUGGUUUGGUGUAAAUUUCUUUUAAUGUGGAUCUGCGUCACUGUGACAUGUUCUCCGUUUUCCAGCCUUUAUUUGGCCCCGAGCUCUGCUAAGCUUCGACCCGCCACGACUAAUUCACAAACAACCAGUUUAAACAACCAUGAAGCAUCCCAUUAUCCCCGAAAUGCCCUACCUGUGCUUCCACAACCGUUCCCACCGAUCCAGCCCCACAUGUGAAGCUGUUUAGUAUUAAUGGCAAUCCCGGCAGAGUCUUCUUUUUACAUAACAUGACACUCAAAUUUGGCUCAGAUUAACAGGCUUGUAGAUGGUUAAAAAGCCAUUCUGAGCACCUCCACACACUGAACGGGGCAUUUCACAAAGCUGUUUGGCACGGCUGUAGCCAGCAGCCAAUGUGUUUAACAUGUCACGCUCCAAAAACUGCUGUUUAUUCCCCGCUUUGGGCGCCCAAAAUGCAAAUAGUGUGGCUAUAUCCCUCUGCACUAUGCAGAGGAGCCUGUUUUUGUUUCAGUUUUUCCUCAUGAUUUGUUCUUUUAAUUAUCUGGCCGACGUUCACCUUUUCUCGGCGAACCUUUUUUCUGCUGGACGCUGCAGAGGUACUUCAAAUAUUCAGGACGUGAAUGGAAGCGAGGAACCGUUCCUGCUGAAAAUCGAUGUUUCCCAAAGGUUUGGAUGGUACACUACAAAGACAGAUUGAUGUAUCAGUG
Pelmatolapia mariae (spotted tilapia) is the source of this 2141-nucleotide messenger RNA. RefSeq names its product PILR alpha associated neural protein (gene pianp). The record is from RefSeq and is a predicted model, not a curated record. NCBI's taxonomy places the organism in Eukaryota, Metazoa, Chordata, Actinopteri, Cichliformes, Cichlidae. Bases 540 to 1190 code for a protein of 216 amino acids. Gene Ontology annotation, cellular component: membrane. Gene Ontology annotation, biological process: regulation of immune response. The transcript is spliced from 5 exons.